Molecule: messenger RNA, 1459 nt
Organism: Actinia tenebrosa (Australian red waratah sea anemone)
Lineage: Eukaryota; Metazoa; Cnidaria; Anthozoa; Actiniaria; Actiniidae
Source: RefSeq, a predicted model, not a curated record
ACACACCACUUGCCAGAUACAAGAUGGAUGGAACCGAUCAGAAUCUGAGUUUGUUGGGUGGUGCUGCCGUUGUAAAUAUCGACAACACUAAGGCUGUUUACUUUGAUGGAGUAGAUGACCAAGCUACCAUACCACGUGUUGACAUUCUUACUACUGACUUUACUAUUGCUGUUUGGAUCAAACCCGUGACACCUUGGGGAUGGGUUAACACUUUAAUUGAGGACUUUAAGAACGGAGAAAUACAGUUCACCAUCUAUUUUUAUUAUGGAGGUUUGACAGUCAAUUUACACAAUUCAGACAACGAUCGCAUURGCCUAGGUCAUGGGGGCAUUCCUCUCGACCAAUGGACCCACUUUUCCCUCACAUGGAAUCAAGAACAGAUGACAGCAAAAAUCUUUCAAGACGCCAUUCAGAAGAGAUCCAAAACCGUGACCUUUCAAAACAUUGAUCUGUAUGACAAUCCAUAUCCUGUCUGGAGGAUAGGUGCACGUGAUGGAGCCAGCAACAAAUACUUCCAUGGCUGGAUAAGAGACUUGAUCGUGAUUCCGAAGGCCUUAUCAAGGGAAGACAUUCAAAAACUGAAAGAUGGCGAGGAUUUCAAAGCUUGGAUUGGACUGAAUGACAUCACUACUGAAGGGCUUUUCCAGUGGUCGGAUGGAAAACCCUCACCUUCACACAGACAAGCCUCACUGCUGACAACACUGAUGCAAGAAAUUGCGUGAAAAUGGUAAAUACAAAAGAAUGGUUUGCAAAAGACUGCAACUCAAAGAGUUCCUUUAUAUGCAAGAAAAAAUCAGAAUGAUGAACUCAAUCAGAAAAAAAUAAUGAUUUUGAAAGAAAAGUGCUUUUUAUAGACCUACUUCAAAAAACGUUGUUGGAGGCAAUAUGCCAUAGGUCAUUCCGAAGUAAAAGGUAAAAAUUAUAGGCAUACGCCUAAAGACAAAUAAUCUAGAAGUUUUACUGAAAUGGUUUCUUCUACUACAAGCAACACUAAAGAUAAGAAACUCAAUUUAUUCCAGCUGUAAUUUGAACCUGGAAGACAUAUUCCCUUUCGCUUAUCACCUAUUGCUCAGCUUUUUUUGAAAAAGGUAUAUAUUCAAAUUUACCGCACACAUUCUUCGAUAGGUAGUGGUCGCUUUUGCUCAUUUUUUGUUCUCUACAUUUCUUGAUCACAAUUGUACUAACUCGUGCUUGUAACAUAUUUAAAAAUUGCAAUCAAAUAAUAAUGAUAAAAGUACUAUUGAUCACCGUAGCUGUGAAUGUUUAAUAACCAAUGAAGUGCUAAAUGUAAAUGGUGCAGAAAAACAAUACUUUCUACUUUGCAUGCCGAAGGGCAGAUCCAGGGGAUCCAGGGAUCCAGGAUAGAGCUCUAUAUGAAACUUAAGGUGAUUCGAUUAACCAUAUUAAGUCUAGGACGGUUGAAUAUUACUGACGUAAGGAUCAUCGAGCGGUCGCGUUG